Messenger RNA from Argiope bruennichi, 2587 nucleotides. Its product is annotated as leucine-rich repeat protein SHOC-2-like. The transcript is spliced from 10 exons. The record is from RefSeq and is a predicted model, not a curated record. The coding region runs from base 186 to 2285 and encodes 699 amino acids. Lineage: Eukaryota; Metazoa; Arthropoda; Arachnida; Araneae; Araneidae. Gene Ontology annotation, molecular function: protein binding.
CGCGUUGUUUGAAUUUGCAUGCUCGUUCCCGUGAACAUGUGCAUCUUUUGUAAAAUUAUUAUAUUUAUUUCUAUAGAAUAAAUGUGUUGAAUGAUUUUCAUCAUUAGUAAACAAAAAUACAUGUUUUCUAAAAAUAUUUUUUUUCUGUUUCUUUAGUGAUUUUCUAAACCAAGAUUCUCCAAGAAAUGGAAGAAAUUUGUUUAAAAUCAGCAAACCUUGUUGAAAUACCUGAUUCAAUUUUGAAAUCAAAUUGUCUAAAAUUAAAUCUGGACUUCAAUGAUAUUUCCUCUCUUCCUUCAGAAUUAUGUGAAAGUUUACUUAAUCUGGUGUUUUUGUCUGUUAAUGGAAACAUGUUAGAAACCCUUCCUCUAAAUAUAGGUUUACUAACUGAAUUGACAGAACUCUAUUUAAAGGAAAAUGAUCUCAUAGAGUUACCUGAAAGCUUUGUUCAAUUAAAACAUUUACAAAAACUUCAUGUCACUGGCAAUAAGUUGAAAGCCUUUCCUAAAGACCUGCAUUUACUGAUCAAUUUGACUGAAUUAAUUGCUGAUGAGAAUAAUAUAGAAAGCCUGCCUAAUACUUUUGGUGAACUAAAAUGCCUUUCUCAUUUGAGUAUUGGUUAUAAUUCUAUUAGAUGCCUACCUGAUAAUUUUGGUAAUUUACAUAACCUCAAGGAAUUAGACCUUUCUCAUAAUAGUUUAAAAAACUUACCUGAGAGCUUUCAGUGUUUACCUUCUUUGGAAGUGUUUGAUAUGACAAAUAACAAAAUAUAUUCUCUACCUCAUGAAUUUCAAUCUUCAAGGACCUUACAAAAGCUUCUCAUGUCUCAGAAUGAUAUUUCAUCAAUACCUGCUUGGUUUUCAGAAAUGGAAAACAUUAAAGAAAUACAUUUAAGUGAUAAUCAUCUAAAUGAAAUGCCUUUUCCAGAUGAUUUUGGUGACAGAUGCAGUAGUUUAGAACUAUUAGAUUUGAGUGGAAAUAAUAUCAAAGGACUGCCUGAAAAUUUUGGAAAAUUGAAAGCUUUAUCUUUCUUAGAUUUGGGUAGCUCAUUCGAAGAAUUAGAAAGAAAUCGAAUGAUUUCUAAUGGGAAUGAUAUUGAACACUUGCCUAUUACUUUUUGUGAUCUUAAAAAUUUAACUAAACUUGAACUUGAUGAAAAUCAACUUCUUCAGCUUCCAGAAGAGUUUGGACUUCUGGAAAACUUAAUUUAUUUAGAUUUAAGUCAAAAUAUACUUAAAUUUUUACCUGAAAGUUUCGGUCAGUUACAACUACUGAAAGUGUCCUUGUUGUCUAUGAAUUUUAUUACUCAUUUGCCUGCAAGUAUUGGUAUGCUAAAAUCUAUAGAAGAGUUGAAAUUGGAUAACAAUAUGAUUGAAUUGUUGCCGGAAUCUUUUGAAAAUUUGACAACAUUGAAAACGCUUGAUUUAUACAACAAUAAUCUGAAAGUGCCUCCAACUGCUGUAAGAAAAUUCAAAUGCUUAAAGCACCUAGAUCUUAGAGAAAAUGAUUUUGGAAGAACGUUCGAAGACGUACUUAAUAUUUCAUAUACACCAACUUACCCAGUUCGUGAUCCUGAUUUGCAGAACGACUGGCGUGGAAGGAAACGGCCUGAUAUCCAGCCAACUUCAUGGGUAGAGAAAAAGGAUGGCACUCAGAAUACAGGAAAUUUAGAAGAUGAUUUCCUUCACAGUACUUUGAUUUCAGCUUCUGCUUUAUGGAGGCAACAUGGACAAACGGAUGUGAGAAGCAAAACACUGAACUCUUCCAUGUCAAUCACAAAUGGAGUAGCAGAAAAUGAAACUGAAAAUAAGAUCAUUACUGCUGUAGCUCAGGAUGAAAAAUAUUGGGAUGAUGACAUAAAAUCAAUAUCAUCAGAAACUGAAAAUAAGAUCAUUACUGCUGUAGCUCAGGAUGAAAAAUAUUGGGAUGAUGACAUAAAAUCAAUAUCAUCAGAAACUGAAAAUAAGAUCAUUACUGCUGUAGCUCAGGAUGAAGAAUAUUGGGAUGAUGACAUAAAAUCAAUAUCAUCAGAAACUUCUUCCCUAAGCUCUCCUAAAAGCAUAAAUUUUCAUGCAGAUGUACUCAGUGACAGUGAUUGGGAGAUAGAUUCAUAUUUUGAAGUUCCUAACAAUUUUAGAAAGACAUACAAGCACCCAACAAAUGACGAGUCAUCAAAAAUAAACAGGUUGUUUUUGCCUUCCGAUUUGCAUGUUAAAACGGUUGGUCGUCCUGAAAUUUGGCAUCUAAUCGAAGAUGGACAGUUUGAUGAUGCUGAUUUACAAUAAAAACUAAUUUAUUGCUUUAUUGCAUUUUUUGUGAAUUUUAUAUUUUUGCAUUAUUUAAAACCUGUAUUUUAUCUUGAAUCAUGAUCACAUUCCAAAGCCUUCAUCAUAAAUUAUAUGUGGAUUUUUAAAACUUUUUUUAUUUCCAUCUUUAAAUUCAGUGGGGAGUGUAUGUACUUGGCUUUACUAAAUUUUUGUUCACUCUGCAAUCUAAAUUUUUAAAAAGAAAAUCAUAUUUAUAUAUGUGUUAAGUCCUGGUUUUGUGAAUAAAGUUCAUUGUGAAAUUUGUGUAUUUUUAUAUAAAA